CUGUGCCACCGGCACCGGCGACCCCUCACUCCUUUCUGUUACGGCGAUGGAGUCCUCGUCUGCACAGCCUGCCUCUCGAGGAGGCCGCUCGCUGGUACAGGGUGAGCGGAUCCCCGUCUCAGACACUCUCCCCCUGCCUGGGCGACGCUAAUUGCCCUUAAAACUCAGCCCCCAGAAUAUGUAUUUUGAGCAGGGGGAAAGCAUUUCCCUAUCUUUCUAGGGACAAAAACCCCCCAGCAAACCAAGAUAAGCAUCUAGAAGCCAAAACUGAGGUGAAAUGCUGCAAUUUGGUGAUAGUUAAGUAUGAAACAGUACAGUGGUGGCAGUUUUGGGACCAAAACUAAAUACUGGUUUUUGGAGAUUGCAAACUCCCGCUCUCACACAGCACCUACACUGUGAAGAGUUCCUAUUCUGCUUCCGGGUGUGGAGGGGAAAUGAGGGUCCCAAAAUGGGCUUUGGACCUGGCUGGGGGUGCAGGGAGUAGGGGGAAGGGGAUGGAAACUGAAGGGUGGUGGGAGCUUCUUAAGGUCUGGUGGCAACUUUUUUACAGGAGACCUUGGAGAGAUGGGCUAUCCCAGCCUGGAUAUCCCAGUGUCCACUUGUUACUGUGUGUUUACAUAAAUGUUCAGAUAAGGUGAGAGUGUGCAUGCAGCAUAGCUGGAGUUCACCAAAACAUGGAUAUGCAUGUACAUACCUACUUCAGUGCAGCUGCAGAGGAAGCAGUUUGAAAUUUCCCUAAAAACCCUGCAAGAGGAGGACAAGAGAUGUGCUGGGCUGACUGAGGCAGCAAAGGACACGAGACUGGAGAUGCUGACUCGAGUUAGUGCUGAGAAGCAGAAGCUGCAGGCGAUGCUGAAAGGGCUCUGCCUGGUGCCGAGUGACCAGGAAUCACUGUUCCUUUCCUGGUUCCAUCGCCUGAGAUGGAGGUUGGAGGAACAGCAACGUGAUAAAGCUGUUGAGAUGUCAUGGAUCCAGCAAAGCCGUGCAGAGCUCCAGGCCAAGUGCCAACAACCAGAUGGUGACCUGCUGUGGAAUGUCCAAACAACCUUGAGCAGGUGUUGGAGCCAAAAAGCAUCACCAGGAACACCAGUUUUGGUCCCAAAUCCUCCAUUUUUCCAAUCAUCUUCUCACCCUGUGUUCUUUUCCUCUGGGAUUUUUGCUUUGGAGCUGGAUGGGGUUGAAGGUUAACCCAAACUUGGUGAUGGUGGGGGAAUCUUCCAUCGUAUCUUGCAGGAGUGGGAGCCUCGCCUAGGGAAGUAGAGAUGUCUCAGUGGUUUUCUAGGAAUGGGGAAAGGAAAUUUGGGCAUUUUUUGGCAUUAAGCACCCCAAUUCGCUCUCCUUGAGGUGCACGGGGAGGAAAGUGAAGCCAUCACUGUUCUGUUGAUGUCAGAACUGGAAACAGAGGACUUGAGGACUUCACUCGAAAAACCAACACGCUGACAGAGGCAGUGACACAAUUCAAAGGUGCUUGGAGGGUAAAAAUUGGCAAAAAAGGGGAAUUUGUUAAGCAGAAAUAGGAAACUGGGGUGGUUCUGGGAGGGUACAGAACUCCAGGGUUGGCAGAUUUAGCUGGAAAGUGGAAGCAUCACAAAUGCUUGUUUAAUUAAAAGAAAAUAGAGGAUUUAUUCCUGAUUAGCCUUAAGGGAUAGAAAACUGAAGGUGGGAGGUGCAGAAUGCUGUUGAUGGUUAAUUAGCAUCCAAAUUAGGACAGUAAUUAUGUGUGGAGGAUGGUGAUGCCCCAGAUGAAGGGGGUUGUGUCUCCCACCUCAGGGGGUCUUGCCUUCUCCAUGCAACAGGGUUUGGGUGGAUGUGGGGAAGGGCCAGGUAUCCAGAGGUAAAAAUCUCUGGGGUCAUCUUCUAUUUCCAGACGUGUUGGAGUGCUCUCUGGAGGAAGACUCAGAGGGAUCCCUGAGUGUGGGAAAUGCAGGCACAGAAAGCUCUCAAGGCCUUGAGCAUACAGGCUCAGAAAUAGAGAUGGACACAAUGUUUGACCUGAGACCUUGGAGAAGGCUUGGCACUUUAGCACAAUAACGUGAAACAGACAUGAAGCAAGGAUAGAAGUUUGUAGUUUAAGCAGAGUUAUGUUUUAAGCAAACAGAAAUAUGCCUCAUGGAAGGGAAUAAAUAUGUUAACUAAGACAGUAGAAAAUUUUAAAGUUUAGCAAUAGAACUUGUCACAAAGUAGAAAUGAAAGAUGUAGUAAUGUAUGUUUCUGUAGUGUUAUAUGACUGGAUGAAAAAAGACACAUUGUGGUAGAAUUGUGUAAGACAAAGCAAUUAAUGAUUGAUUUAUGAAGAUGCUAGUGAGCUUUGUAAAAAUUGUUGAUUGGCUAAGAAAUUUAUAAAGGACAUUGUAACUAUAAUGAAUACAGAUGCUGCUGCUGCUGCUGACAUUUGAUGUAACAGCCUUACUGUCUCACCCUUCCAUGAGACUGAUUUUGCAAUUAAACACCUCUUACAACGUCUCUCAGUUGAUCCCAUCUUCUCUGUAUCUCAAUACUGGAGAGGUGAGGCCGGCUUCAGGGACUUCCUGAACACACAUAUGGGUUCAGUGCCUGGAGCUGAUGCUCUGGUGCAAUUUUUGGAGGUGAUAUUCCAAUGAACAGAGCCUCAUGAAGAUCCCUCUCCCUGCCAGCAAUCAUGACUUUGGAUCCAGCCGCAGCUCACCCCCAGAUCCUGGUGUCAUCAGAUGGCUGGACUGCAGGCUGCUGGGAAUCACCCCAAGCUCCUCUGCCCUUAGGAAUUGAGCCUUUUGAGUCUCUCCACUGUGUUUUGGGUUGGCAGGGCUUUGUGGGGGGCAUUGCUGGGCUGUGAAGGUUUGUCCUGGUCCCGAAUGGGCACUGGGAGGUGCUCAGGAAUUUGCAUCCUGUAAGGCCUGCUUCGGUCUCAGCCCCGAACGUGGGGUUUAGGCCGUGGGGCAGUGGUUGGGGCAGUGCAGGCUCUCACCUGACCCAGCCCCACAUCUCUGCCCCACUGCUGCACUCUGUGACACAUCAAGGUGGCUCUGGACUAUGCCAGUGGGCAGGUGGCUUUCCAUGAUGCCGAUAGCUAGACUGAAAUUUUUUUCCACAGCCGCUUUUCAGGUGAAUGACUCUGGCCACUGCCCUGGCUGGGUAAGGGGCCAGCUAUGCUCACCCUCUGUCCCU
This is a messenger RNA of Cyanistes caeruleus (blue tit), 3144 nucleotides long. NCBI's taxonomy places the organism in Eukaryota, Metazoa, Chordata, Aves, Passeriformes, Paridae. The record is from RefSeq and is a predicted model, not a curated record.